Messenger RNA from Sinocyclocheilus anshuiensis, 2139 nucleotides. RefSeq names its product P2Y purinoceptor 4-like. Gene Ontology annotation, molecular function: oxysterol binding; G protein-coupled receptor activity. Gene Ontology annotation, biological process: G protein-coupled receptor signaling pathway. Gene Ontology annotation, cellular component: membrane. Bases 795 to 1709 code for a protein of 304 amino acids. The transcript has 2 exons. Lineage: Eukaryota; Metazoa; Chordata; Actinopteri; Cypriniformes; Cyprinidae. The record is from RefSeq and is a predicted model, not a curated record.
AAGCACCAUUAAUCAUACAAAAUAAAAGCAGAUAAAAUGUGAUUAUAUAUAUGAUCAAAUAUAAUUUGGCUGGAGAAAUGUUACUUGUAUUCCAUAAUAUCUGUUAUAGCAGGUUUUAUGCGCCACCUAGUGUCAAAUAGACCAUGGGAGAUGUUUAUCACAUACAGUCAACUUUUUUGGGGGAAAUUUAGAUCAGCAAAUCUGAUUCUACACAAGAGGAACAAAAACAGAAAAGCAGCAAUGCGAUCAGCUAAACGUGAGUAACGACUGAUAUGUAUUGAUUAUACAGUGCACUUUCACUCUCAAUGCACUGUACGACCACCCUUCAGUUCCAGAGUGACUCAUUUUACACAACCACCUUUAAAGUCUCUAGACAACAGUUCAUUGAGUGGAACAUGUAAUGCAUAAUUUCCACGUGCUAAAAUGUCUGCAUGUCCCCCACGGCGCCCUCAAAACACCGGGGGAGGCUGCACUUUCUGGAUUUCCUGUUCUGUCUUUUCAUAUCACUGCGUAAAACCACAGUGAUUCACAAUAAGUUUCCACCACUGACAGAACAACAGCUAGCUUUCAUAAUACUUAUGUGCUUUUUACAUUAACUCAAGGUCGCUCCUUCAAGUAGCCUACUCAGAAACUCACGGACUUUCACCUCUAUCCCGAUGGGGAACCGAAAAGCACAAUACCAACCAAAAUAAUGAACAAUGCAUUUAUUACAAUUCUAGCAAGUCAUCUUGGCAGUUGAUGUGAGCAAAUCUCUAAAAUCUUUAAAAACCUAUUUACCCAAGGACCACAACAUCAUGGAAAACAUAACCAGCUUCCGAAUCGAUUUCCAGCACUAUCUCUUCACACCCGUCUACAGUCUGGUCUUGUUUUUCGGAUUGUUUGGAAAUCUCGGAGCUUUGUAUUACUUCAUCUUUAAAAUCAAACAGAAAUCUCCUUCAAACAUAUACAUCAUUAACCUGGCUGUGGCCGACACGCUUUUCUUGUUCGCCUUGCCAUUUCGUAUCCACUACCACCUCAAUGACAGCAACUGGAUAUUUGGCGAUGCCAUGUGUCGCAUCACUGGCACGAUCUUCUUCGCUAACAUCUACAUCAGCAUCAGCUUCAUGACCUGCAUCUGCGUGGACCGUUACAUCGCCACCCUCCACCCUCACACCUACCUGAAGCUUCGCAACACGAAUCUCACAGCGCUGGUGAGCACCACUGUAUGGUUGGUCUCUGGGUCGGCUAUGUUGGCGUUCAUGUUAAAAUGCCCAUUAUCAAGCAAAGGGAACAUGUGUUUUGAGGGCUUCAAUCAAAAAGAGUGGAGCGGCUUGGCGCCCUACAGCAUAAGCAGUCUCAUUUUUGGAUCCCUUCUGCCCUCUGCGGUCAUCUUGGUUUGUUACCCCAUCGUGGCCCGUCGCAUCGCCCGGAUCAACAACUCCACCGCCCGCGGGGCACGACGGAUCAUCUACGCCAUCCUAACCAUCACACUUCUGUGUUUCCUUCCUUAUCAUGUCGUGCAUCUUGUGUACCUCUUGACACGCUUGAGAGACAUCAAAGAGAAUGACGUGAUUUUCAUCCUCCGUAGGGUGACCAUGGCUCUGGUCAGUCUAAACAGCAUUUUGGACCCGCUUUUGUACUACUUUGCCACGGGUCACUACAAGUGGAGGCUCAGAAGACUGAGGCUGAAGAAGAAAACGGGUGUUUAUUCCAUUUCCAAUGGCUUUUGAACUUCUGCAAGCUUCGUUCCAACUGAACUAUUUCAAUUAAAAAGCAUAAAAGAGAGGAAAGACAGCACAUAAAAUUAAUCUGUAAAGCCAAAAAAACGGCGCUACAGAAAUAUGGACUCCAAUGUGGCUUGAUGAAACGGAGUCAGGAUUUUUCUAAUAUAAUUGUACUUAUACAGUGCAAAAUCAAACAAGAAUGACUGUCAUUUUUAUUACAUAACAGCAAACUUAAUGAUAGACUGAUAUAUUGGCCAAUAUUUGGCUUUUUUUAAAUUAUCCCAAUUGAGUCAGUUCUGAAUUUUACUGACUGUCAUUUCAGUGGUCCAUGCCAUUUUUUUUCAUAAAUGUAAACUUUGUGUCUCAUUUCAUAUCAUUGAAUUAUUACAUAUAUUAGUAGAUGUAAAUGUCAGUAUCAUCACAGCAUUUUGUUUCA